AUGGAAUCAGUCGUUGAGGUUGUAUUGUCGAUCGUCACGGUCGCAGCAGCGGAUGAAGUAGCUGUGACUGUUCUUGAAGUAGUGGAAUUGGUUAAUGCAGUGGAUGGCGUAGUUGUACCUAUGGUUGUAGUUGUGCCAAUGGUCAAUGUCUCAGCAGCGGAUGAAGUAGCUGUGGCUGUUCUUGAAGUAGUGGAAUUGGUUAAUGCAGUGGAUGGCGUAGUUGUACCUAUGGUUGUAGUUGUGCCAAUGGUCAAUGUCUCAGCAGCGGAUGAAGUAGCUGUGGCUGUUCUUGAAGUAGUGGAAUUGGUUAAUGCAGUGGAUGGCGUAGUUGUACCUAUGGUUGUAGUUGUGCCAAUGGUCAAUGUCUCAGCAGCGGAUGAAGUAGCUGUGGCUGUUCUUGAAGUAGUGGAAUUGGUUAAUGCAGUGGAUGGCGUAAUUGUACCUAUGGUUGUAGUUGUGCCAAUGGUCAAUGUCUCAGCAGCGGAUGAAGUAGCUGUGGCUGUUCUUGAAGUAGUGGAAUUGGUUAAUGCAGUGGAUGGCGUAGUUGUACCUAUGGUUGUAGUUGUGCCAAUGGUCAAUGUCUCAGCAGCGGAUGAAGUAGCUGUGGCUGUUCUUGAAGUAGUGGAAUUGGUUAAUGCAGUGGAUGGCGUAGUUGUACCUAUGGUUGUAGUUGUGCCAAUGGUCAAUGUCUCAGCAGCGGAUGAAGUAGCUGUGGCUGUUCUUGAAGUAGUGGAAUUGGUUAAUGCAGUGGAUGGCGUAAUUGUACCUAUGGUUGUAGUUGUGCCGCUGGUCAAUGUCGCAGCUGCUGAUGAUGUAGGUGUUGCCGUUGUUGAAGUAGUGAUAUUGGUUACUGAAGUGGAUGGCGUAGUAGUAAUAGUGGUUGCAGUAGUAACAGUUGUUAUUCCAGGAGUGGACGAUGAAGCUGUAGUCGUGAACUUACACCUGUCAUUAGCUUUUGAGUUGCGGUUAGCUGUGACACUAAUCCGAGUCGAGUUUUUGUGGGCUGAAAAACAAUGA
Haliotis rufescens (red abalone) is the source of this 1017-nucleotide messenger RNA. RefSeq lists its product as uncharacterized. The transcript has a single exon. The record is from RefSeq and is a predicted model, not a curated record. Bases 1 to 1017 code for a protein of 338 amino acids. NCBI's taxonomy places the organism in Eukaryota, Metazoa, Mollusca, Gastropoda, Lepetellida, Haliotidae.